Molecule: messenger RNA, 1293 nt
Organism: Papilio machaon (common yellow swallowtail)
Lineage: Eukaryota; Metazoa; Arthropoda; Insecta; Lepidoptera; Papilionidae
Gene: beta3GalTII
Product: beta-1,3-galactosyltransferase 6
Exons: 3
Coding region: 101-1201 (366 amino acids)
Biological process (GO): glycosaminoglycan biosynthetic process
Cellular component (GO): membrane
Molecular function (GO): UDP-galactosyltransferase activity
Source: RefSeq, a predicted model, not a curated record
CAUCAGUUCGCCGUAUUCGGUACUGUGUCUGAGUAAAUAAUGCGAGUUAAUUCUAGCGAUUUAUUGAAAUAAUAAAAAAAUAAUAUGUGAACGGUUAAUAAUGUUAAGAGGCUACCUCCGAAAAUAUAGGACUAUGGUACUAGCUAGUGUAGUCUUUUUUUAUUUAGGAUGUUGCCUUACAAUAAAUUUUACUCGCAUAGAAUGUGCAAAUAAAACAUCAAGCAAAAAGGAAUUAGAAACUCAAGUGCAAUCGUUGUCAAAAGUACAAUAUGUUGUAAUUAUACUUAGCAGUCCAAACAAUGAUCUUCACCGUGAUGCUGUUAGGACAACAUGGGGAAAUUACGUUAAUAAUAUAUUUGUAGAAAAUGGUGAAAUAAUAUACAAAUGGAACCACAAUAGUAUGUCAGAACAAUCACAACGAAAUGUUAUCAAAUUAUUGUUUGUUGUGGGCACGUUAGGUUUAAGUGGAAUAAAAGCAGAUAAAUUACGAAAUGAACAGAAGCGUAAUAAGGACAUUUUAAUCCUUGACAAUAUUGAGGACACCUACAAAAACUUAUCAUUAAAAGUAUUAAAUGCCUUGAGUUGGAUAAGUGAAAAUUUAAAGGAAAUGAAAUAUGUAAUAAAAUGUGAUGAUGAUUCUUUUGUUAGAAUUGAUUUAAUAGUCAAAAAUCUUAAUGCUUUUGCUCCAAAUAUGAAUGCACCUGAACUAAACAAGUUUGUUACAUUUAAGGAACAACUGCCUACAUACAAAGGGUUGUACUGGGGUUAUUUUAGUGGUCAUGCUGAAGUGUUCCUUACUGGCAGGUGGCAGGAGAAGGGUUGGUUCUUGUGUGACAAGUACUUGCCUUAUGCACUUGGUGGCGGUUAUGUGAUAUCUCGCAGAAUUGUCGAUUACAUAGCACAGAAUAUGGAUCUUCUAAGUUAUUACAAUGCAGAAGAUGUAUCAAUGGGUGUUUGGACAGCUUCCUUGAAUGCAAUAAACAGAGUGCACGAUGUCAGAUUUGACACUGAAUGGAAAUCACGAGGCUGCAAAGACAACAUGCUUAUAAGACACAAGCAAACAUCAAGUGAUAUGUUCCAAAUGCACAAAAGUCUUGCACAAUCGGAUGGACAUAAACUCUGUGGAACUGAAGAAAUUAAUAGAAAAACGUAUUUCUAUAAUUGGAAUGUACUGCCCAGUGCUUGUUGUAAAAGAAAUUAAUAUUAAUGCUAUUUAUUUCUAGUCUUAUCUAAGAUGUAAUUGAUUGAAUUAAGAUUUAAUUUUUUAAUAUUUUAUUUUCACAAAUCAAUGAA